Cinara cedri is the source of this 5071-nucleotide messenger RNA. The record is from the annotation of a GenBank genome assembly. NCBI's taxonomy places the organism in Eukaryota, Metazoa, Arthropoda, Insecta, Hemiptera, Aphididae.
AUGGCUGAUAGAAGCGCCAAAAUGUAUGUGAUUUUUAAAUUUACUUAUUUUAUUUUUUUGUUAAUACAUAAUAAUAAAAUCUAAUUGUACACAGACUUGUUUGUUCCGGAGUCAAUGGACGGAUAAAUGGCUUCAUUGAUUAUUUAGAAUCAAUGUUCACUGAAUCCGGUGAUUACGACUACGUAUUUUGUAUCGGUAAUUUUUUUGGAGAUGAAGAAAAUUCUGAAAAUGAGUGGAAACAAUUUUUAGAUUCUGGAAAAACUGGUAAGGAAUAUAACUUUUUUCAGCUUUUAAAAUGUAUCAACAUAAUUAUAACAUGUUUUUACAAGUUUGUUAAAUUAAAUUACCGUAUAUCAGUAGCAUAACUAGGAUCUCUCUUUGGAAUGGUAAUACUAUUACUAUUAUUUAUUAAAAUUGUUUCAAUUAUUUUUUUUCAAUAUAAGUACUACAUGUGGAAUAAAGAAUUUAUGAAAUAAAAUAAUUUUUGAUUGGUAAUCAAUAUUAUCUGAAAUUUGGUAAAUAUUAUCUUCAUGUUACAAAUCUUAAGAAAUUCAAACUAUGGGUUAACUGAUCCCAAGAGGUUUUGUGGCUGACGUCUACCACUAGCCGUCUGCGUCUUAACGCUGGGUGCUACUUGCGGGCGGUCAUGGUACUGGAGCGACGACGGCAAGCCGCCGCCGAUCCAGGAUUUUCAAAGAGAAUACCGGCCCCGGGCUUUUGAGGCCCGAACCUUUCUCGCAACCGGGAGGGGUUUCCGUUCGCCCACUAGGUGCAGUGAAUUAGCUUUACUAUCUCGUGCCAGUCCCACAGCCACCACGUUUCAGCCGAGUAAGGCUCCUCAACAUUGGGGGCACUAGCGGCCAGGCCAAUCCGGCGUGAAGUGGGGCUCCCCCGUCCAUGGUACCUAAUAGGUUUUUGGUUGAGACUUCGUCUCUCCCACUAUUUUGGCUCCCCAGUCGGCUAGUGGUUGGCCUAAUAAACUAUGGGUCAGUAUGAUCCGAUGUGACUAUUUGUGUAACUAUCCUCUGCAUGGGUGCAACUACACUACCAACUUUGGAAGUGUUAAAAUUAUAGACAUAUCACUCUUGGACAAUGCUUUUACAAUCCCUCUACAUGAGACUUACAAUAAGCAACUACACAUUUCAUUUUUAUUUUUUAUAUAAAUUGUCUAUAUAGGUAAUCUGUAUUUGUUCUGCUUAUUAAUUAUGAAAUACAUAAAUAAAAUAUUUAGUGAAUACUAUAAAAAUGUAUUGGAUAUUUUAGGAGGUGCUAAUUUUAAGUGUGGGGGUGCUAAGAACCCCUAGAGUCCUCCUAGUUGUACUUAUGAUUCUUUAGUGACCAGUUAAGAGUUAAUUAUUUAAAAUUGUCUAAAAAUAUAAUUUGAUUAAAUAAUAAUUUUAUUAAAAUUUAUAAACAAUGUUAGGUAUUAAUUAUUUCCUUUUUGUACAUAAUAUAUCAAUAAAUACAAAUAUAUAGUUUAUAAUAUAAUUAUAACAUUUUGUUUAAAUCAAUUUGACAUAUUUGAAACCUUUCAAUAUACUUUCAAAAAUUACUACAAUUGACAUAAAAAUAAUAUACUUGAAUACAAAUUAAGUAUACAUCUAUUAAAGUGUAUAUACAAAUCGGUCUUUGGGCCAAUGUUGGUGUAUUCUGGUGAGCAAUUGUGAAUUAUUAAACUGCCCUAAUUUUUGGUGUCAAUAAUAUAGCAUCGAAAGAUAAAAAAGAAACAUCACCUUAUCUUCUUUACAUUGUGCGUGGUUUUGUUUGUGUCAGUUCAACUUAAAGUUUGGCUUAUUAGAGCUAAAUUAACCCAGAUGACCCAGAAUAAAGAGAUUAAGUAUCUGUGAAAAUUGAUUGAUUAAUCUGAAAACCUGUUUUAAUACUACUAUCAGAAUUUCUUUUUUACUAUUUCUCAAAUAUACAAGUUCACCAUUAUAUAAAACACUGUCUUUAACUUUUAUACAAUCAUAGGAUUAUCAGCCAAUAAUAUACUUUAUAUUAUAUUUUAUACUUUAUACUAAGUAUUGUAUACUUGGUGAUUCAUUUUAGUAGGUACACUCAUUAUCUUUGAAAGUAUUAAUUUAUUCCAGAAUUUGUUCUUUAGAACAUUUAAGAAACAAACUGCUUUACAAUUUUUUAUUUAUGUUAUUUUUGGAAGUAAAUUAUUACCUACUUUUGAUUUUCAAAUGGCAACCUAUAUUAAAUAAUCCAUAAAUAGAUAGAGUAUUAGAUAAUAUAAAUUUGAAAGUUUAAAUUUUUGAUUACUGUCAAGUUUUUGAUGUGAUAUUGUAAUAAUUGAUAUCAAUCAUGAUAUAAAUAUUAAUGUAGAUGAUUACACCAAUAACCAUAUUAAGUAUCAAAUUUUCGGGGCUAUAACCAUUACCUACUUUUGAUUUUCAAUUGAAAACCUAUAUUAACAUAUCCAUAAAUAGAUGGAGUAUUAGAUAAAAUAAGUUUAAGAGUUGAAAAUUUUGAUUUAUAUCAAGCUGUUGAUGAGAUAUUCCACUUUUAAGUUUAGGUUGGAGGAGAGUAGUGGUACAUUAUUAACAUGCCAAUAGCACACAAAUGUUAUUAACACACAAAUGAUACUCCACUACUUAUAAAUCAAAAUUUUCAACUCUUAAACUUAUUUUAUCUAAUAUUCCAUCUAUUUAUGGAUAUUUUAAUAUAGGUUUUAAAUUGAAAAUCAAAAGUAGGUAAUGGUUAUAGCACCAGAAAUUUGAUACUUAAUAUGGUUCUUGGUGUAAUCAUCUACAUUAAUAUUUAUAUCAUGAUUGAUAUCAAUUAUUGAUGGCCAUAAAAUUUGAAAAUGCAAUUUUAUAAUACUAAUACUAUUUUUUGAUAUUAUGUUAUUAAGAUUGAAAUUCAAACUAUGUAUUGGCAAACUUAUAAUCAGUGCUUAUAAUUGUAUUUAUGGUUCAAUUUUCAAUUUUUUUCAAUAACCAUACCUAAAUUAUAUCAAAAACUAAUAGUAAAAAGCUAUUGAGAUGACCAUAGGUAAUAAAUAAUAAAAUUAACAAAGACUUAGAAAUGUAUGCAAUUUAGAGUUUGUUUUAAUUCAUUUUAUUUUAUAUUAUUUCUAUAUUAGUAAGUUAAUUUUUUUUUCAGUUUCAGUACCUGUUUAUAUAUUAGGACCCAACAAAACAGAACAUAAAAAGUAUUUUCAGAACUUGACUAACAAGCAAUUGGCUCCCAACAUUUAUUAUCUUGGUAGUAUUUAUUAUUUUUAAUUAAUUUGUUUACUUAAUUUGAGUACAUUUUAUGCUUGUUAGGUAAACAAGGCAUAAUAACUUCUUCAGAAGGUUUGACCAUUGGCUUUAUUAGUGGCAUACAAGGUCCCUUUCAAGGUAUUAAGUGUGAAAUGCAUGAAUUCAACUGUGAAUCUCUGGAAAUGUUCAAAAAAUGUUUUGUAAGGUCUGAAAAGAAAUUGGAUAUCCUUUUGACAUCACCAUGGCCAACAGAUGUUUACAAUAAUGAUAAUACAAAUAAUGUAUAAACAGUUGUUUAAACUUGAGUGAUGUUUAACUAAAUUUUAUAAAAUAAAUCUUCUUUUUAUUUGUAUAGAUAUCUUUUUCUAAAGAAAAUUUGGAUACAAAAUGUGUAUCAAACCUAUUGUCAUGGAUAGCUAUAAAUGUAACACCAAAUUAUCAUUUUUCUGGAAUGCAAGGCAUUUAUUAUGAGCGUACUCCAUAUAAGUAUGAACAUAUCACUAUUUUUUAAAUUGAGUUGGGUAUAAUAAUUGCUUUUCAUUAUAGAAGUCCGAAUAACCAAAUAACAAGAUUUAUUGCUUUGGGUAAUUAUUAUAAUAUUAACGAACCUGAAACAAAUCCUAAACCAAAGUGGUUCUAUGAUUUUAUUUUGAAAAAAAAAAAAUUAAUAGCGCCUAAGGAUACAAUUGUUACUACCAAUUCACCAUAUUCUGCUACAUUUGAGUAUUGUGUACAACCUAUAUCAAAAGAAUAUUUUACUAAAAUAUCAGCCAGUGAUCGUGCUCUAAGAAUUCAAAAAUUCAAAGAAAGGAGUAAUCAAAGUGAGUUAAAUUAAUUUUUUUUUUGUAUACAAUUCAAUGUAUAUUACUUAAUCAAAAUAUAUGCUAACAAAUUAAAAAUAUUUAUUUUCAUAACAGCUAGUGAAGGAAAAACUGAUGUUUGUUUGUUGUGCUGGUCCAAUCAAACUUCGGCUAAUAAACACAUGAUUGUGUCAACUGGUGAUCUGGUGUGGACUUCUUUUGGUAUUUUUAUAAAUUCAAAUUUUAAUUUAUUUUAUUUUAUUUAGGUAUAUUUAGCUGGUAGUAAAAGUCCAUUGGUUCAAGAAAAUUUAUUUAUUUCUACAAUUGGUCAUUAUAAAUCAUUUAACAGAAUUUCAAAAAUAGGACAAUUUGAAGUAAAUAUGUAAUUACAACAUUUUGCACAGUAUUAUAUUUUAGAAUGUUGGUCACUAUGGAAUUAAAAUUAAUUUGUGUACUAUUAACAGGUUUAAAUUGUCUUUGAUUAAAUAUUUUCAAAGUUCUGGUCGUCAAGUUGUAUUUUUUGAACAAAACAUAAUGUCCACGCACUUCAACCUACAAGCAAUCCCAGUCCCAGUUUCCAACAAUAUGAUUGACCGUAUUAAAUGUGCAUUCAUAGUAAUAUAAAACUUGCACUACAAAUCACAUGAUAUGUUAUUAUUAUUAUUUUGUUUUUUUAAGGCUAAAUUCAAAGAGCAUGGCCUUAAUUUGGAGCCAAUUUAUGAAAAGGCCUUGUUAUAUAAAAUGAUAACGAGUGAAGGGUACUUUUAUUUAGAAUUGCCAGAAAGAAAAUAUUACUUGUAUACCACUUAUAAUAAAGAUAAUACAGAAUUUCCCAGUCUCAUUGCAAGGUAUUAUUAUAUAAUAAUAUUAAUUUUAUAAAAUUGUUUAAUUGAAAUAAUAAAACUUAGGGAGGUAUUGGCAUCAAAAUCAUUGUUGGAUAUCGAAGAUCGAAUAGAUGAAAAAAACUGUACUAAGGACAUUUCAGAAGAAACAAAGGACAUUGAAACAUUUAAGGUUGCUUUUAAGGUUUUCAACAAGUUCAAAGAAGUUGAAAAAGAAUAA